Messenger RNA from Wasmannia auropunctata (little fire ant), 675 nucleotides. RefSeq lists its product as uncharacterized. The record is from RefSeq and is a predicted model, not a curated record. Lineage: Eukaryota; Metazoa; Arthropoda; Insecta; Hymenoptera; Formicidae. The transcript is spliced from 2 exons. Bases 134 to 490 code for a protein of 118 amino acids.
AAUAUUUUUUUGUAGAGAUUAUUCCUGCAGUUCUCGCGCCAAACAGGCAUCGCGUCGGCUAGGAAAAUAGCCAAUGCGGUAGCAGUCGCGGACGGUGGGCCGGUGAACGCGCAAACACGUUAUUUACCAGUGCAUGCGUAGAGAUGCGGCAAAAGCGAGUUCGGUCUCGGGUCGGGAUCCUACCUGUCCGGGCGUCGAAGUUACUUUAUUCAGGAGAUUAAUUGCGUCGAGUGCUGUUCGAACCACGGAUUUGAGAAUUCGCAGACGAAAUUCGGAGGAAGCGAGCGCGCGCGUGCGAAUUCAACUCGCGCCCGAAAAUGGAGAUUAUUUUCAGUUUCGUACCGGCAGUACGUUCGAUCGCCGCUUAAUUUUACGGCCGACCGCGAAAGGCGGCCGGAUAUAUCCGAUUAAUUUAAUGACCGAUAUCGUAGGAGUUGUUGAGCUCGCCCGAGGGAAGAUACACGAGCACAUAUCGUCGGAGGGAUGGUAAACGUAUGCCAGGCCGUGAGCGGCUUCGAGAAUGGUUCAGCGACGUUAAUACUCCGAUAAGGAUUAUGUGAAAAAUCGAUUAGUCGAGCAAACCGGUCGGAUGGUAUUUAUGCCGUCCCGCAGCCGAACUGUAUUACUUGUUUUGAGGGCGUGUGGCGUAUACGGCCCAUUGUAACGUUUUGCAAU